AUGACAGGAGUUACUAAUGCGAAUAAAACGCAUUGGCUAGACGAGUGGUUCCUAGUACCCAAGUCGCUCAAGGCAUCUGAGUUGGCGUCUUUUAUGAGCGAUACAGACAAAAUGGGCUCGUUCAUAUUUAUGUGGUUUAUGAUCAUUAUUCUCUUUUUAUUGGCUUGUCUAAUUCUGUCCUCUCUUUACGAAUACCUGUUUGCAAUGAAACGAAGAUUAGCGAAACAGCAGAAAGAAGCUGCUGAGUGCCAGAGUCCGGUAUGGGUAUCUACAUAUGACUAUCACACGAAAUUAACUCCUUCGCAGCAAGAAGCUUACUUAGAUUACUCACAGCGUAUGUUUGAGCUGCAGCGUAAAAGGUUAGAGAGCGGAGGUGCUACGAUAUCUGAAGAGCCGAAAUUAAACACCGAGGAAGGAUCCAAUUGGCUAAAGACCCUUACUCAAUGGACAGGUGAAAAAGCACACAUUGCUAAAUGGAGCCGUAAACAGCAACGAAAUAUAAAACCCGAGGAUAUGGUAUGA
Eremothecium sinecaudum is the source of this 522-nucleotide messenger RNA. RefSeq lists its product as uncharacterized. The coding region runs from base 1 to 522 and encodes 173 amino acids. Lineage: Eukaryota; Fungi; Ascomycota; Saccharomycetes; Saccharomycetales; Saccharomycetaceae. The record is from RefSeq and is a predicted model, not a curated record. The transcript has a single exon.